Messenger RNA from Paracoccidioides lutzii Pb01, 1887 nucleotides. RefSeq lists its product as hypothetical. The coding region runs from base 1 to 1887 and encodes 628 amino acids. The record is from RefSeq and is a predicted model, not a curated record. The transcript has 4 exons.
AUGGCUGCUGAGCCUGAGUCUCUCCCUCUGAAGCUUCCAGGCUUCGGAUUCAAUUUAACCGACGCGCAGUCACUGAGGGCAACCCGUGCCAGAGACUAUGUUACCAAUACACUGAUAGAUAGACCAAAAUAUUCAUUUGGGUCUCAAGCUGCCGGCUUGUUUCCCUCCCUCUUGGACGACACUGACCCCGACGAUAAUUUUAAGCAACGUUUAACCCCCGUGCGAGAGUUCACCAUGCUUCGGAUUAUGAAUAGCAUAACUGACAAACCGGGCUGGGACACAAAAAUAUUUUGGGAAAACAUCACGAAGAAAUGGAAGGAGGAGUCGAUUGCGCAUCAAAACAUGGACGUGACUGGGCCCAUGAUGGAUUGGGUUAUCAAGGAACUGCAGUUCAAAACAACAGGAUUCAAGAAAAGCGGAAAUGUGCUGGUUUACGACGCGGGCGUUGUGAAAUCGGACACCGCAAUUUCAGAGUCCCUCAAAAACGCACUCAAAGCUGCUGCUUCCAGCCUUGAAAAUGUUCCAGAGAACAGGAAGGAUUACCAUCCCGGUUCAGAUAACCUUGUCCUGGAUCUGGUGCAUCCCUCCUUGUUUCCAGUUGUUUAUGGCCGGACAAGGGUUGUCAAAGGUGCCGUUUUAAGUGUCCUUGAAGGAAUCUCCGCGGCCGGACGUGGGGAAGUGCUUCCAAUCCCACCCACUGGUGAGGAUAGUGCAGCAACAUCCCUUCCUAGAAAUGGUUCCAUGCACAAUCCAUAUAGCAACAAGUUCCAGUGGCUUCCUUGCGAUGUGGAAUUCACGGCAGAUUCAGCAUCAACUGAAGACAAAGCCCUAAAUAACAAUGAUCAAAAUCACAAGUGCAAGAUCACCAGUUACAUAAACAAUCUACACCCAAAUGACCAUUGGGACUUAUAUGAUGUGAUCGAAAAAGUUAUCGAACAAGCAGUUCCAUUGUGGAACAGAACCCUAACCCCCUCGAGAAUUCGGGACCCCUACAUACGAAUACCAUAUGAUUGCGGCGAAGAGGAACUUGACGAGGAAGCCAUGAAAACUGAUCCAAAGCCCGAGAAAGAAUCUGACGAAGACGAGGAUGAUUAUGAGGAACGUGUAUCUGAGUGGGAAGUUCGGAUUCAGAAAACUGUCCUCCCAGAACCUGCUGACACAUUCUCCCCACCAAGCGAAGAAAUACUCGUUGACUUGCAACGCGACUUUGGAAGUACGGGGCUUCAGGUUAUCGUGAAGCUUGCAAACAUCCAUCUCACUCCAGAAAAACCUAGGUAUAAUGGGGGUACAUGGCACGUAGAGGGCCAAUUGAAUGAACACAUAUGCGCUACGGCGUUAUAUUACUACGACAGCGCGAACAUCUCUGAAAGCCGUCUUGGCUUCCGCCAAUUUUCCGAUCCGGAAGAAGCCAACGAGAUAUCAUACGAACAAGAUCAUCACCAAUGGCUAACGGAUGUGUUCGGGUGCACAAACAACGGCCCAGCACUGCAGGACGUUGGGGACGUAGUAUGCAAAGAAGGCCGGCUGAUAACCUUCCCAAACGUCCUCCAGCACCGCGUUUCACCCUUCAAGCUUGAAGACCCUUCCAAACCCGGCCAUAGGAAAAUCCUCGCGCUGUUCUUGGUCGACCCCCACAUCCACAUCAUCUCCUCGGCUCAUGUUCCAUGCCAGAGGCGCGAUUGGUGGGGUGAACAAGUACCCUGGCAGCAUAUCACGGGCAAACUGCCACCCGAGUUAGCCAAUGAGGUUGUGUCUCAUAUCGGUGAUUUUCCAAUAUCGAUGAGGGAUGCUAAGGAGUUGCAGUUAGAGCUUAUGGAGGAGAGGAAGGCGAUUGUUGUGGAGCAGACUAGGGCGAUGGAUAUUGAGUUUUCGUUGUGCGAGCAUUAG